Mercenaria mercenaria is the source of this 592-nucleotide messenger RNA. RefSeq names its product caveolin-3-like. The transcript is spliced from 2 exons. Gene Ontology annotation, molecular function: molecular adaptor activity. Gene Ontology annotation, cellular component: caveola. Bases 117 to 500 code for a protein of 127 amino acids. Gene Ontology annotation, biological process: caveola assembly. NCBI's taxonomy places the organism in Eukaryota, Metazoa, Mollusca, Bivalvia, Venerida, Veneridae. The record is from RefSeq and is a predicted model, not a curated record.
CGAAAUAAAAGGCGAAUUCAUUCGGUGAAUUAACUCACUGGUGAUACGUUGGACUAUUGAGUACAUUGUUAGUAAACAAGAACAAAUCUGAAGGAUUGUAUUUAAGUAAUUUAAGAAUGUCGGUAGACCUAAUUAACCGAGAUCCUAAUUGUAUAAACAGUCACAUACAGUGUGCAUUUGAAGAUGUAUUAGCGGAACCGGAAGGUGUCCAGAGUAUAGACUGUGUCUGGAAACUGUCUUACUCUUGCUUCGAGUGCUGGAAAAACCUCUGCUACAAACUAACGACACUUCUCUGCGGCUGCUGUAUUGCAGCUUCCUGGGGUUGUGAGUUCGCCUCCGUCGCCUUCCUUCAUGUCUGGCAAUUUACACCUACCCUCAAAGUUCUUCAGAUCAACUGCACCUACUACAGGAAAUGGUGGUCACUUAUUCUGUCAUGCUGUGUGGACCCGUGCUGUAUUUCGUGCGGACAGAUUUUCCAUGCAUUCAAGAGAGAAAAAUAAAAAGACUUUGUACCACAGUAUAUCUAAGAUAAACCAGUAUUUUAAAAUUAUGUCAUAUUCUCUAGAUUUAUAAUAAAAGUAUAUUUUGGUAA